Alternaria conjuncta is the source of this 828-nucleotide messenger RNA. RefSeq lists its product as uncharacterized. NCBI's taxonomy places the organism in Eukaryota, Fungi, Ascomycota, Dothideomycetes, Pleosporales, Pleosporaceae. Bases 1 to 828 code for a protein of 275 amino acids. The record is from RefSeq and is a predicted model, not a curated record. The transcript is spliced from 2 exons.
AUGUCAACACCACACCCAACACCUCGGGCAACACUUCUCUCUACCACCUUUUGGGAAAUCCUUCCGUCGCAUUACGACAAGAUCAUAAACCGCUGGUCAAAAAUCGCACACCUACAUCACGAAGCAAAGUCCGACAUUCUCGCCACCGACCGCGCUGGUGCUGUGGCCUCCAUCAAAGCCGAACUGGAGAUGCUGGAGCAGGAUGUGGAACAGUAUCGGAAGCUGGUGAACAGCAUCGAUAUCACGGAUAUCGCAGGCACUUAUGUUGUGGGUGGAAAUUUGCCGCAUCGCGCAUUGGAGAUCGCCAAGGAAGACAAGGAGGAUUUAGAAGAGAGUUUACAGAUGAUCGAGGAGAAGGUGAAAGAGGUCAGGGCGGAUGUAAGGUCAGCAAGAAAAGAUAUGCAAAACAUGUUCAAAACCACAGCGGCAAAAGUCAGCACAAUGAGCGACGUCCAUGACCCUCAAGACCGCCAACUGAGAGACCUGACAUCCAUAUUAAUGGACCUCGAGGAUCGAGCCGACCGGGUACUGACAAGUCUUUACUUGCUCAAGCAGCUAGACGACGAUUUUCCAGCUAUCGAGACAACCAUAGAGCAGCAAGACUGCGUUGAUAUCAUUCGCUCCCAUACCGAGAAAAUGGAGGCCAACUUAGAGGUCAUGGAGCGGAAGAGCGAGUUGCUAGACGAUGAACGAGUCUGUGACUGGAUGAACAACGGCAGAGAUGACACAGAGAAAGAGAACAGGAACGAGUUUCUCAAUCGAUUAAUCAAGAAGAUGGAGGGUUUGCAGAAACAGAUGGCGGAAGCGAGGAGGGGUUUUGUCGGAUAG